Phanerochaete carnosa HHB-10118-sp is the source of this 2109-nucleotide messenger RNA. RefSeq lists its product as uncharacterized. The record is from RefSeq and is a predicted model, not a curated record. The transcript has 5 exons. Gene Ontology annotation, molecular function: protein binding. Lineage: Eukaryota; Fungi; Basidiomycota; Agaricomycetes; Polyporales; Phanerochaetaceae. Bases 1 to 2109 code for a protein of 702 amino acids.
AUGCCUUCAGUUCAAUCGCUACCGUCUUGUCUGCAGACACUCCCAGAGGAGCUGCUGGUCAAGCUCGUGUGCAACUACCUCGAGGUUGUCGACAUCGUGCGCCUGCGUCAGACGAACAAGUUCUUCCAUACUUUCACUCGUAACCAGGGUCUCUGGCGGCGUAUGUUCGCAGCAGCUGGCCCGUUGCCACGUGUAUUCCCAAAGCCGCUCCCCGAACUGUAUCGUUUCACCGACCGCAGCUGUGCCGAGCUGCUAGAAUACGCACGCGACCUUGACGACGCGUGGUACGCCCCGCAUCCGAAAUUCGAUGAGUGGGUCUUCGACGCGUGCUUUCGUGUGCAGGAGGUGUUGCUUCUUCCGGGGUGUCGGUACCUGCUUGCCACGGUGAGCCUGCACGACGAGAGAGAUCUGCGCGGCAGGCAGGAUGCGCACGCUUGGGGGCUCGUCGUAUACGCGCUCGUGGGUAGACGUGGGCCGCUGCCGCUGGUGUUCUAUCGGACAAGCGGCCUGGCAUACGAUCUAACGGCGAAGUUUAACAAUGUACAGACGCGGCCGAAGGACCAAAAACCGGGCGCGUUCACAUUUGCAUAUAUCACGAACAAUGGGUGGUUAGUAGACAAGCAGGGUAGGGGCGGUCUAGAGGAGAAGGACCUGGAAGCGGAGUGGUUGAGAGACGGCCUCAAAAGCCACCACGAGAAGAUCGCGACGGAGUGGACGGCGCAUCAGAUCGGCAUCGUGCUCGAGAACCUUGAAGGAUUAUACAUCAAGGCUCAGGAGAUUGUCCCGGGUACUCCUGCAUUCGACAGAUACCUCAAAAUACUCGUUCGAAUGGAUGUUCGGUCAUGUAUUGUCACGCCACCGAGCAUUUCAGAACGCAGGCCGCUCAGUGUGCCCCAACUACUCCAUCUAACAGAGGGCGACCCUGCGACGAUGCUUCUCGCCGUGCUCUGCCCGCCGUAUGUCCUUGUGCAGCAGGCUUGGGUCAAAGAGCCUCUGUCAUGGACCAUCGAGUUCAACGCGGACGCGAAAAUGGGGGAUGAACGGAGUGGUGCAACAAAUAUUAUACGUGCGGUUCGGUUCAUUCCUGAAACCAAGCAAAUUGUUAUCGCGCGACAGAAGAGCGACGGCCACCUCGAGAAUUCAGCAUCCGCAGAGCUGCACGUCUGUUUGUACGAAAUUCCCUCGGAGCUCUACAAGACGAGCGAUGAUAUACGCGUCAGCGGGCACAUUCCCGUUCGCGAGGUCCUCGGUUUCCAUUCGAAGGUCUCGACGUGUUCGGACAUACACUUCGCGACAAUCGACAAGAACCCUGUCUGGAAGUCGAGACCAGGCAAUCUGCCGGAGCGCUUCGAGCACUUGCCCGCACUGUCCGUCUUCCUCAGCAGCGUCCCGCGUUCGUCCGGCACAGGCCUUAAGCGCUGGACCGUCCAUGCGUGUUCACCGCACCUACAUGUGCCUGAGCAUAAUGUGAGCGCAUACUCGAGCGUGCGCUUCUAUGCGCCGGACAUGGACGAGUUCGGGUAUGGCCCGCGUACCUCGCAUGCGCCAGGUGCGGUACCCAUGCUCGCGCCACACCUGUGCUUGGACGGCAUGAUGAGCGUGUUCCUCGGUGCACAAGCCGAAAAGGAGUGGCGGCCUGUGCAGAGCUCGACAGGUGCGGGACGCCAGCUCCUCUACGCUGCCGAGGCAGGUAAGGGAGAAUAUGCUUCGCGGGUCGCAGGGUUUUAUAGGCUCUGUGAAUUUGUUGGUGGACAAUCUGCCGUGAGGCGCCUUCCUGUCUCUUUGCCUCUCUACGAGGGCGGUGUUUGGGAUUGCUCUAAGCUCAUUGUGGCAUGGGACGACUCCAUGGGUCGGAUAUGCUGGACAUUCCCUGGUUCUAGGACGAUACGAGUUGUGGACCUUGUCCCAUUAAUUAAGAGAGACUCUUGGGCGAAUAGUUCUGUUUCUAGUAUUGUUCCCGCGGUCGUGGUCGGUAGUCCCAUCAGGUCUAAUUCUGAAAGCGUCGAGCUGUCGCCCGCCGUAGACUCGCGCUGGAGCAGGCGAAUCUCAGUUCUAACGGAACUGGACUUCUUCCUGUGGGAUUCGACGACUCCGCCCAGAAGAUAUUGA